AUGGCACAGAUUGCCGAUGUCAUCGACUCAUACCUCGCAUCCUCCGUGGACGCGCUGGAGGCUGCUCGACAACUGACAGCCUCAAUCGAGGCAGAUCUCACAGAGCCUCCCGAUGACUAUUCGGCCAGCCCAAUUUUCGACGAGAUACUCUAUCGUAUCCGCUUGGUGACACACGACCAUGCAUGGCAAGAUAAGCUCCUCAAUCCACUGGGGCUAACUGUGAGGGAGCUGUGGAACGGUUCUCUGGAGAAGAACACAAAAGGGACGUGGGCAAGCCUGAACACUUUUGUGGCGCGCCUAACCAUGGCCGAAAUUAUGGAUUUCGACAGUUAUGGUGUUUGGGCGAUGAGGUAUGCACUGGAGGAUGAUACGCUGGCGCCCAAACCAGAGGAGGUAAUGGGAAAGGUAAAUGAGGGGGAACUGAAUCCUGAAGUCCUUGAUUCGCAUGUCCCAGCAGCGGCAGUUUGGGUGAUAUAUGCGGGUAGACACAUAUGGGCACUCGCACCGAAGGGAAAAGAGGGAUCUAAAGCGACGAGAGGCGGCCUCCGGUGGAAAGGAUUCCCAGGCUAUUGCGUCGAGAGAUGGAACCUCUGGAAAGAAAGAUUCCAAUCUUUCGCGGGAAGGACGGAUCUGAAUGCUCAGACCAGAGAGAUGUCGAAGAUGGCUCAUGUCAUCAUGACAAAACUUGACGGCGGUACCGUGCAGCGAUGA
Messenger RNA from Desarmillaria tabescens, 711 nucleotides. RefSeq lists its product as uncharacterized. The record is from RefSeq and is a predicted model, not a curated record. The transcript is spliced from 2 exons. Bases 1 to 711 code for a protein of 236 amino acids. NCBI's taxonomy places the organism in Eukaryota, Fungi, Basidiomycota, Agaricomycetes, Agaricales, Physalacriaceae.